Messenger RNA from Sphenostylis stenocarpa, 753 nucleotides. NCBI's taxonomy places the organism in Eukaryota, Viridiplantae, Streptophyta, Magnoliopsida, Fabales, Fabaceae. The record is from the annotation of a GenBank genome assembly.
AUGUCUCGGACUCCCAACUACGAGUUCCAGGAAUGGUGGAACAAGCAGCGUGAGAAGAACAACCAUGUCGAUCCCCUACACGAAUCCAAGCUCGACCACUCCCACUCCGCAGCUCCGCUGUCCUACACCACCCUCGACAUCGACUCCUCCUCCUCCGCCACCGCCGCCAAAAAAGAACGCUCCCGGAGCGCCCGGCAACUCUCUUGGGUAUGCCUUCUCAAAUUCCAGCAGCUCGCCGCGUCGCUCGGCUGGCUCUCCGGCGGGGUCAUCCACCUCUUCCGCACGGCGAACCGCCGGAUCGCCGACUCCGCGUCGCUGCGCAGCGACUCGUCGCGGCUCUACCGCGCGAUCCGAGUGUUCCUCGUGGUGGUGAUCGUGCUCUUGGGGUUCGAGCUCGUCGCUUAUUUCAAGGGGUGGCAUUUCAGCCGCCCCGAUCCCAGUGACUUUCUGGGCUUGCUCGCCGUCGCUUACGCCGCGUGGCUCGACAUCCGCGCCCGGUACUUGUCGCCGCCACUGCAGAGCCUGGCGAAUUUGUGUACCAUUUUGUUCAUCGUGCAGUCGGUGGACAGGGUCGUUUUGAUCUUGGGGUGCUUCUGGAUCAAGUUUCGGAGGCUCAAGCCUGUAGCCAGUGUGGAUUACGAUAGUGGGGGUCAUAGCGUGGAGGAUUUCCCAAUGGUGUUGGUUCAGAUUCCCAUGUGCAAUGAAAGGGAGGUAAGAAUAUGUAGGUUGCUUUGUCCUUUUGGAACUACCUAA